AUGGUGAAGCAAAUCGGUUCCUUGGAUGAGUUUCACUCCACCCUUAGCGCACCUGGAUUGGUAGUCGUCGAUUUCUUCGCUACAUGGUGUGGACCUUGUAUGAACUUCGCACCAAAAUUCGAAACCAUGUCAAAGGACUACCCAUCAGCCGUCUUCGUCAAGGUAGACAUCUCUGAAAUCCCCGAACUGCAGACCAAAUAUGCCAUCACAAGCAUACCAGCCUUCAAACUGUUCAAAAAUGGUGAAGUUGUUGCCGAAGUUGUAGGUGCCAGCGUAAUCAACUUGAAGAACGCUAUUGAGAAGAACCUGUGA
Messenger RNA from Babesia sp. Xinjiang, 312 nucleotides. RefSeq names its product Thioredoxin-1 (gene trx1). The record is from RefSeq and is a predicted model, not a curated record. Gene Ontology annotation, molecular function: protein-disulfide reductase activity. NCBI's taxonomy places the organism in Eukaryota, Apicomplexa, Aconoidasida, Piroplasmida, Babesiidae. The coding region runs from base 1 to 312 and encodes 103 amino acids. The transcript has 4 exons.